Molecule: messenger RNA, 1381 nt
Organism: Andrographis paniculata
Lineage: Eukaryota; Viridiplantae; Streptophyta; Magnoliopsida; Lamiales; Acanthaceae
Product: NAD(H) kinase 1-like
Exons: 11
Coding region: 244-1149 (301 amino acids)
Biological process (GO): NADP+ biosynthetic process
Molecular function (GO): NAD+ kinase activity
Source: RefSeq, a predicted model, not a curated record
CCUUACCUUCCAUUCUUACCGCUUUACCGUCAUUUCCGAUGCAUUCAACUCACUCACUGUAGUUGAUGAUCGACUCUGUGUAUAUAUGUGCGGAUACGUUCGUUGUUGCAUUGGCAACGCCAUGAUUGCUUCAGUUGUUUUUUGUAUAUGAUUAAAGUGAAUGAUGAUGGAUAAGAAGUAAGUUGCUGUGUACACGCCCCAUUCUUGGAUUACCAGAAUACAUGAAACACAUUAGCUCAAAAAAUGGAUAAAUAUGGUGCAAUGAUUAUAUGGGAUUGGAUUGCGGCAUUAACUGACUCACUCUCCAUGCCAGACUCUGAAAAAGCUGUCCAGGAAAUUAUCCAGCAGCCUCUGCUCCAGGGAACUAACGAUCCUUCCAUCGAAUUUUCCGAGGCUUUGAUGAAUGUUUCAAAGGCAUUAAAAAGGGUGGCUGAAGAGAAAGCUGCUGCGCAAGCUGAGGCUGUUCAGUGGAAGCAUAAAUAUGAAACUGAGAGAGCACGAAAUUUAUAUUUGGAGCAGAAAGGAGGGCAUUUUAGCAAGUCAAACAUUGAGAGUACUCGAGGCUCGGAAGACCAGAGUUUACUGCCCGAAAAAAACAGAAAGCACUUUGAGUUUUGCAGUGGAGAAGAUGGCAUAUGUGCUUACAAGGUGAUCACCAAACAUGAUGUUGUCUCUUUUGACAACGGCAAUAUAACAACUGCCGAGUGCUGCAGGAAACAGAUUUCCUUGAAGUGGGAUUCUCCCCCACAAACUGUGCUCGUAUUAGCAAAACCAAAUUCAAUUUCCGUCCAGAAUCUCUGUCUUGAAAUUGUCAGAUGGCUGAAAGAGCAGAAGAAGUUGAAUAUAUUUGUGGAGCCAAUAGUAAAGGCUGAACUUCUCGCAGAAUCAUCGUAUUACAGCUUUUUACAAACCUGGCAAGACCAAAAGGACAUGCUGCUAAUGCACACAAAGGUUGACCUUGUUGUGACUCUGGGUGGGGAUGGAACACUCCUUUGGGCUGCAUCAAUGUUCAAAGGACCCGUUCCUCCCAUGGUCCCAAUCUCUGUCGGAUCCCUCGGUUUCAUGACUCCAUUUCAUAUCCUUGUACAAUAUCAUUACUCUUUUAAGGUGGUGUUUCUUUUUUCGAACAUUUGUUUGGUUGGUCUUUAACAAACACGCAGACAGCGAUGGCUUCCGGGAGGUUCUUGAUUCAAUUCUACACGGUCCAUUUCCCAUAAUGCUAAGGCAUCGACUGCAAUGCUACAUCAUCCGCAAAAAUAGUGACUCGGAUAAUGAAGGUCCCAUACUGGUUCUAAACGAGGGCGACGGUCUUAUUCUGUCGACAGCUUCCGGAAGCACGGCAUAUUCUCUUUCUGCCGGAGGAUCAAUGGUUCAUCCCCAG